AUGGCUGAAACCACUCCCGAGGUCUCAAGCAGCAGAGUUACCGACGAGACAUUUAUGAUGGAGUGUUUCAGACACAUCCAAAACCCCGUUGUUGUCGAUGUCAGUGGGGUCGCAAAGGCCUUGAACUACACCAACCCGGUGUCUGUUUCCAACCGUCUUUCUCGGUUGAAGAAAAAGUUCAACCUUCGCGUCAGCUCCACCACCGGUCCCGUUCCGGUCGGCGACGAAGCCGACAUCUCCGCCGCAGUUGCGGGCGCGACCCCAAAGAGCACUCCCCGUAAAGGCGCCCGCGUUGCUAAGGGUCCGAUAAAGGCCAAAGCUCCAACCGAUGGUGAGGAACCCAACGACGGCAGUCCCGUAAAGCCAGCCAGAAAGGCGGGUGGCGGCCGUAAACGCAAGACCGCUGCGACUCCAGCUCCUGUCGAAGAGCAAACUGAGAAUGGUGAAGCCACCGAGAAUGGCGCGUCCCACAUCAAAGACGAAGGUGCUAUCGUUAAACCAGAGGCCAGCGAUGCCUAG
Uncinocarpus reesii 1704 is the source of this 519-nucleotide messenger RNA. RefSeq lists its product as uncharacterized. Lineage: Eukaryota; Fungi; Ascomycota; Eurotiomycetes; Onygenales; Onygenaceae. Bases 1 to 519 code for a protein of 172 amino acids. The transcript has 2 exons. The record is from RefSeq and is a predicted model, not a curated record.